Molecule: messenger RNA, 1313 nt
Organism: Plutella xylostella (diamondback moth)
Lineage: Eukaryota; Metazoa; Arthropoda; Insecta; Lepidoptera; Plutellidae
Source: RefSeq, a predicted model, not a curated record
GCAUAAAGUAAACAAAUAAAAAGUUGUAUUUGUUAGUUUAUUUUCAUAAUUUAAUUGGUAAAAUAUAAUAAAACACCUCCCUGAUACUCAUAGACAUCCAAUGAGAUGUAUGUGCUAAGUGGUUCUAACGUUCAUGGGCAAUGGCCUUGUGCUGAACUAUUUAUUUCAAAGUUUCAAGAUAUUACCCUGGAAGGAUACAACUCUUCUUUUAAACUCAAAGAAGCUCAACUAUUGUGCUCAAAUUGGUCUUACAAUAUAUUUAUAUUUAAAGAUACAUUCUAUUUAGCGGGGGCAUGGUGCGGCAGCGACAGUGCACUGACAGAAGUGAAGCUCCCUGAUCAGCUGAAAUGCUACAAACAUACCAGUUUAAUCUUAACAGGAAAUGACUUAAAGCUUUACCUAAUAAACAAAAUAUCUUAUGAUAUUUGGCUUUUAAAUAUUGAAGAUGUUGCUACAUGGAACUGGCAGUACAAGAAAAUUAAUACAUCUGAAGAUAUAUUUACAAAUGAACAAGAAUCACCUUGUAAAAAGCCGAAAACAGAAACUGUUAUAGUAAAAGCAGUGCCAACGCCAUAUUCAUUUAUACUGCUCACAUCUGACGGAUCCAUCUAUGAUGCACUUACUAAAAUUGACACAAGCCAUUGCAUUGGGCGAGUCUGUGAUGUAGACUAUGGCUAUGAACACGGAAUUCUGCUGACUGAUAAAGGUCACAUCUACACUUGGGGAAAUGGAAAAAGAUGCCAGCUCGGGCAUGGGGACCUGAUCACCUUGGAGGAACCCACAGAAGUGGAAGCUUUGUCCGGCAUCAGAGUGAUAAAGAUAAAGGCAGGAGGUUGGCACUCACUGGCACUCAGUGAGUCUGGGGACCUCUAUGCUUGGGGCUGGAAUGAUACUGGCCAGCUAGGAAUCAGAAGAGGAGAUGAAAAAAAAGAAGGUUUGAACAGCUAUCCUGUUCCAACCCUAGUAGAGCUCUAUGAUGAUGAAGAGAAUGUUAUUGAGACAAAUGUAAAGGAUAUAGCUUGUGGAAGUAGACACUCGGCUAUUGUUCUGGAAGAUAAUACUGUUUGGACCACUGGGAUUAAUAAAUAUGGCCAAUUGGGAUUUGAUCCAGAAGAAAUAGCCAAACUUGAUAGUUUUAAGAAAUCUUUUGUCUGUGAAUUUGAUGCCAGUUUACAGUGUGGUCACUGGUCUACUUGUGUAUUAUCCAAAGAUGUUGUUAAAAAGAGAAUAAAAAUUGAGAGUGUUGGUUGGGAGGUUGGGCAAUAAAAAAUGAACUUUUUGAUACCCCAGAAAGCACUAAAAUUUAAUACGUA